AAUGCCUAAACGGAGAAAGUUUAAAAAUGUUGAAAUUGGAUCUUGUGAAUUUAUAAUAAAUUCGGAUACUGUAAGCUCAAGAAGAGUUAGACGAAAGAAAAAACGUGAUAAGGACUCGAAAAAAGAAGAUAUAAUAACUCGAGAUAGUUUUGUAACAAAAAGUCUCUCAUCUGACACGGGCUUUAGCGAACCAAGUCAAAUAGGUGACUCGCCCAUCCAUCUAACUGACUCAAUAGAAGAAGCAGUUCGUUGGGAAAUUUCUAAGAUGGUAGAGGAAAGACGCAGGACUCAGGAACCAAUGUUAGAUGUACAAUUACCCAGUUUUAUAAAGCAAACUAUAGAAGAUGAUAAAGACCUCAUACAACAGGAAAAGUUUAAUUAUCUGUCUGAAAAUUCUCAAAAUGACGACAAAGGAGUAAACAUUUGGGAACAACUGAAGUUAAUUGAUUUGGACGAUUCAUUAAUUGAAACAGUUGAGUAUGGGGGUAGCCGAGUUGAAUUUAAAUUAGUUGGAAUUCUCUUUUAA
This is a messenger RNA of Dimorphilus gyrociliatus, 526 nucleotides long. The record is from the annotation of a GenBank genome assembly. Lineage: Eukaryota; Metazoa; Annelida; Polychaeta; Dinophilidae.